AUGUUAUCAUAUCUUAUUCCACCCAUCGACAGCGUUAGGAAAAGGCCUCUCUUUUACACCCAAAAGCGCUUUGCAUACUACCGAUUUCACAAGAGAGUUGGAAAAGGCUCGUGGAGCAAGUACGUCGAGAGAUACAAACUUCCGAGAAGCAUCGAAAAUACACAAAGACUUAUUUUUAAUUAUGAACCCACAUACUCUGAAAAGAAAUUAUCAUGUAGUUGGCAGUGGUUGCUGCCUAAAAAAAUUGCACAAGCUACAACAUCAGAUGAAGUAUUAAAUGUAUGGGUUUACUAUAGACAUAAGAGAAAAAAGGGGUAUCAUUAUAUGAAGGUUUUAAAAAGGCUAGUAGAUGUGGGUCUAUGUUCAACUAGCGAUUGGAGAUUCAAACUAAUUACAUCUAGAAUCCAGAACAAAAUUAACACCUUUUUGAAUUUACCCAGAAUAUGCUAUUAUUAUGGAAAAUUAAAAGCUACAGCACAGUUAGAAAAUAUGACAAAAAUGUUAAAUCAUCGAUUAAAUUAUUACCUACCACAUCAACUAAUAUUAAUUUUAAAAAGUUUCUCUCUAUGCAAAUUACAAGAUAAACAACUUUUUCAUAAAAUUAGGGACCGCCUCAAACCACACAUUAGUACUAUUCCUUUUUCUUAUCUUUCGAUAAUUGUUCAAAGCUAUGAAUCAUGUUUGAUACAUGACUUUUUAUUUCUCAAUUUAAUAGCAGAUGAGGUUAUACUUAGAAUUAAACUCUGUAAUGAAAAAAAUAAGGACAAAUUAGAUAAGCACUACUCUGAUUCUGUUACUCGUCCCGAGGGCAGAAGUGAAGAAGAGCAACAGCAGGAGGAGGAUAAUGAUGAAGAUGCAAUCCUGUUAUACAACCUUGAGAAGGAAGAAAAUAAUUUUUUAGAAUACAAAAAAGAACAAUUUAACUAUUAUCCCCAAAUGGAAAAUCUAAUCAAUAUAACAGACUCGUUCUCAAAUCUGAAAUUUCAAAACUACAUUUUCUUUGAUUAUAUAAGUAGGUACACCAUGUACAUGCUAAAAAAUGAGGGAAAAAACGCUUUGAACCCAUAUUUCAUUGAAAAAAUAGUUGCUUCAUUUUAUAAAUUAAAGAUAAAUGAUAUUGCACUUUUUGAACAUAUUUUGAAACAUAUAAAUGUAUAUACAUAUGAUUAUCCCCCACAAGUAUUGUGUGCAAUCGGGUAUUAUUUUUCAUCUAUACUACCAAUACAUUACUCCAUAAUAAAUCAUAUUUUCAAGAAAAUGAUGGUAUACAUUUACAAAAAUAUAGAAAUUUUAAAUUUAGAUUCGUUAACUAAAUUUUCUUCCUUUUUACAUAAAGGAUCAAUGAAUAAUAAAAUGAAAAAAGAAUUUCUAUUUCGUAUAAAUGAUAUUAUUAAAAAGAGAGAUAAUAAAAACUCAAAAAUGAUAUAUGAUGUUCCAAGACUUGUUGAAAUAUUGGCAUUUCAUGAAAUUCUUGAUCCAACUACUUUUCAAAUCUUAUGUAAACAUAUGCAUGGAAAUAUAAAAUAUUUUGAACCAAGCGAUUUCAACAGAGCUGCAAGAGCACUCAAAAAUAUCAAAAUAAAAUUUAAUUUAAAAGAUGAAAAAAUUAUGAAUGCCCUUGCAAGAAAUGUAAUAAAACAGCAUGACUUAUUUCACAUAAUCGAUUAUCAUCAAACUUGUAAAUCCAUGUUAGAAACAAAUACUCUCAAAGACAUUUACAAAAUCGGUUUAAUCAAAUAUCACAACAAUGUUCCUUUUUAUGGAUUUGAUGAAUUAACAUUGGACUGCAAAAUUCAAAACCAAGAGAAAAAAGACAACUAUAGGUACAAAAAGGGUACUAUUUAUUUUUCGAACAAAAAAAUUCAGCAGGAAUAUCCUUUGCAUAAAUCCUUGAGCCAUCUGUGA
Molecule: messenger RNA, 1905 nt
Organism: Plasmodium gonderi
Lineage: Eukaryota; Apicomplexa; Aconoidasida; Haemosporida; Plasmodiidae
Exons: 2
Coding region: 1-1905 (634 amino acids)
Source: RefSeq, a predicted model, not a curated record